Molecule: messenger RNA, 582 nt
Organism: Symbiodinium necroappetens
Lineage: Eukaryota; Dinophyceae; Suessiales; Symbiodiniaceae
Source: the annotation of a GenBank genome assembly
AUGAGACAGUUGCUUGUUGGGAGUAUUUGGAGCGAGAGCCGGACUCAUGGAGACGAUAUCUCCCGGAUGCGGAACAGUGCACACUGGGACAAAUUGCCGGAGCUGACGAUCAGUGGGUCGGGUUUCAGGUAUCUCAUCAACUUUUCUGCCAUGACGCAAACAACUGUGGAGACAACAAAGACACGUACUGUACGCAGACGAGAAAUUCCGCUGCACGCUGAUGCCGUACUCAAGAUGACUACGGAAACCCAGCACUUGCGUGGAGAGAACCAACACUUGAAUUCGGUCCUUCGCAAGAAGACUGAAGAGAUCCAAGAACUGGAGAAAGACGUUCACAGCAAGGCAAGACAUAUCGAUGACUUGCACUGGUCCGUCCAGUACUUACAUGAUUCUGCCAGAAAGACGGAUCAGCAGUAUGCGAAGCUGCAGUCUGAAUACGCCACAUUGAAGGAUCGUGUUCAUGAGUCCGAUAAGCUUCAGUCAGAACUGGAGCAGGACAGGCAAAGAUAUUGCAGACAAUUCUUUCCCAGCUUCCCCCGAAACCAUUGGAUGAGUCGGAGAGACAUGUUUGCAGAAGCUUGA